AUGAGUUCCUUUAGCGCCUUGUCCACGGGGGCAAGAUUUGAUGCCAACAAACACGGCGCCGCCAUGAGGCGCUUCGCACCGGGAGGUGCCGAUCGGGACCAUCCCGUUGCGCUUGGCAAUCCAACGCCGCAGUGCGAUCCCGCGGAGAUACCCACGCCUUGUCGCACCCUGAACAUUUUUGGGGACUCCAAAGGCACGGCAAGGGCUGAGGGCACGGCAGUGUUGGGUGGGGAAUUCCAGCAAGACACCCGAAACAACGCCGCCACGAUGCACACGCCUCUUCAGAGCAUGAGUGUGAAGAAGAAAAGAAACCUCUGGCGGAAAAAUGAGCUGCAGGUUGAGGGUGUUGAUGUGCCUCAGCCAAUUGAACAUUUUUCGGAUCUUGUUCGUCCUCCGCUUUCUGUGGAUGAGUGUCUCGUUUCAAAUCUAUUUGGGCGAAAUCACCGCAUUCCGACUCCGAUUCAGAUGCAGGCAAUUCCGUGUUUAAUUAAUAAGCGAGAUGUUCUGGCUUGUGCUCCAACAGGGUCGGGAAAAACGUUGGCUUUUCUUAUCCCCAUGUUUCAUAUGCUAAAGGCUCCUAACCCAGAAGCUGGGGUACGAGGGCUUAUUAUAACGCCCACAAUGGAGCUCGCCGAACAAAUUGAAAGAGAAACCUUUUUUCUCAUGAAGGGCCAACGAUGGAAGCUUGUUCAACAUGGACAGUCCACUCGAAACAAGGACAUCUUCGUCACCACGCCCAGGCGUGUUUUGUCAAUGAUAGAAAAGAAACUCAUUGAUCUUUCUCAUACACAAUAUCUUGUGUUUGACGAGGGGGACCGUCUUUGGGAUUCGACAACGGACAAUCUUCAAGUGGUGGACUCCAUUCUGGGAGCGUGCACGUGUGAAGAGAAGGUGGUGGCGCUGUUUACUGCAACACUGAGCUCAAAGGUAGAGGGAAUAGCGCGCUCGGUAAUGAGUCCGGAUCCGAUUCGUAUAAUUGUCACUGGUCGUGCGUCAGCAAACAAGAAAGUUUCUCAAGAACUUGUUUUUUGCGGUAAUGAGUUGGGCAAAAUUGUGGCGAUCCGCAAUAUGCUCCGCGAGGGGAUCAGCCCUCCCGUGCUUAUUUUUGUGCAGAGUAUCGAACGGACCAAGGAGCUCUAUGACGAAAUAAGAUGUCAGGGGCUUCAUAUAGCGGUGAUGAAUUCUAAGAUGACCCAUGAAGAACGGGAUGAGACAAUAAUGAAUUUUCGGCUAGGAAAGAUAUGGGUGAUCGUCACCACGGAGCUUUUGUCCCGCGGGAUCGAUUUUAAGAAUGUCGGAACCGUGAUCAACUUUGAUCUUCCGACUACUGUUGAGUCUUACAUUCACCGAAUUGGGAGAUGUGGGCGGGCGGGAAAAACAGGUAAGGCGGUAACGUUUUUCACUGAGGAUGAUAAGGAGCGAAUCCCACCGAUCGCUCGUGUCAUGAAGGAGUCGGGGAGCGCCGUUGAGGAUUGGAUGCUUGAAAUAAAGUCAGAUCGUCGCACCCGCCGUCGGAUUGAGCGUUCAACGCCGCAGAGAAUGAUAGUCAGUACUAGGAAGCGAAUGCUUGUUGCCGACCAACGCAUGAAGAGGCAGCUUCGCCGGUUGGAGAAGGAGGCCGUCAACGCGGCAGACGCCGAAUCAGAUGGCGAGGAUGCGUAG
Molecule: messenger RNA, 1662 nt
Organism: Trypanosoma conorhini
Lineage: Eukaryota; Euglenozoa; Kinetoplastea; Trypanosomatida; Trypanosomatidae
Product: putative ATP-dependent RNA helicase-like protein
Exons: 1
Coding region: 1-1662 (553 amino acids)
Biological process (GO): maturation of SSU-rRNA
Cellular component (GO): 90S preribosome
Molecular function (GO): ATP binding; RNA helicase activity; nucleic acid binding
Source: RefSeq, a predicted model, not a curated record